Messenger RNA from Nematostella vectensis (starlet sea anemone), 2074 nucleotides. Its product is annotated as peptidyl-prolyl cis-trans isomerase-like 3. Gene Ontology annotation, cellular component: catalytic step 2 spliceosome. The transcript is spliced from 5 exons. The coding region runs from base 218 to 757 and encodes 179 amino acids. NCBI's taxonomy places the organism in Eukaryota, Metazoa, Cnidaria, Anthozoa, Actiniaria, Edwardsiidae. Gene Ontology annotation, biological process: protein folding; protein peptidyl-prolyl isomerization. Gene Ontology annotation, molecular function: peptidyl-prolyl cis-trans isomerase activity. The record is from RefSeq and is a predicted model, not a curated record.
UUUUAGUCUGUUACACUUCAAACUGACAUCGGCGAUUUAAAAAUCGAACUCUUUUGCGAAGACACUCCGAGAACGUGCGAGAACUUUCUUGCUCUCUGCGCAAGCCAUUACUAUGAUAACUGCGUCUUUCACAGGCAGUCCAAGAUGCUCUAACUGUCCUUGAAGAGAUGAAGACAGAUGGAAGAGACCCACUUUCCGAUGUAGACGAUGACCUUGAAUGGCGUUUAUGCGAAAUAAACAUGGAAACAGUAAAGAGAUGCGCUCAUCUUAUGGAUUACCUCCUUCAGGUCCGAUUCGCUCUGAUGCCCCUGAGGUAAAGUUUGAGGACGAGAGAGAUGCUGUGGACACUCGCGCCGGUCAGGUUGAUCUUGUGAUAGAGAGCUCUGGUGUGCAAGCUAGCAGUUUGAUGGAGGAGGAGUUGUUUGGACGCUAUGAUCGCCAACUCCCCAGGUUCCCUGGAGAAUGCCUCAAUAAUGUGAAAAGCCUUUUGACAACCGGAAGUGAUGUUGUUACCUCGACAACAGUUAUGCAACGUCACCUCAUGCCACCUCCAGGGAAGCCAAACAAAUAUACCUGCACAGCUGCAAGAUAUUUUUUGACGAACCUGGAAGGGCUAGGGCUGGGAAAGAUAGAAAAAGCUGGCAGAAAAGCGAUCCAGUUUCCAAAGCGGCCCUGGGAGGAACUAGAUGACGAAGCACUUGAUCUGAUGGGAAGAUGCAAUGUGAGCUCUGCGUGUUAUAAAAAAUUGAAAUCAUAAAAAAAACACUCUUUCUACUCGAUAUCCAAUUUGAAUCUGAAUUAUUUCACUGUUAUAUUCCGCUUUGUGCAAGUUAUUGCUAGCUAUGAAAAGAGUAAAGGGUAUUUUGCUUGGUGGCGAAAUUGGUGUCAUUUAUUCUUUGCGUGUGGGAUUUGUGUGCGUGUGUGUGAUGGUGGUAGGGGAUAGCCAGUUCUGCAAUAGCUAAUAGAUAUCCAAUAAAAUCAGUAAAAUCAGAUUUUUAUAAGCAUUGAAGUCUCUAUUUUAUGAUAUUAUCUGAUAUUAUCCAGUCGUGAGAUGCAAUAAUCUAAGUUCAACACAGCAGUUCUUAAGUUCUAGUAUCUGAUAUAUAUCAGUAAUUAGAUGGAAUCUCUCGUCCUUAUCUUAUGAUAUUAUCUUAUGAUAUUAUCUGAUAUUAUCAAGUCGUGAGAUGCAAUAAUCUAGGUUCAACACAGCAGUUCUGAAGUUAUAGUAUCUGAUAUAUAUCAGUAAUUAGAUGGAAUCUCUUGUCCCUAUCUCAUGGAUAUUAGCUGAUAUUAUCAAGUCGUGAGAUGCAAUAAUCAAGGUUCAACACAGCAGUUCUUAACUUAUAGUAUCUGAUACAUAUCAGUAAUUAGAUGGAAUCUCUCGUCCCUAUCUCAUGGAUAUUAUCUGAUAUUAUCAAGUCCUGAGAUGCAAUAAUCUAGGUUCAACACAACAAUUCUUAAGUUAUAGUAUCUGAUACAUAUCAGUAAUUAGAUGAAAUCUCUCGUCUCUAUCUUAUGAAAUUAUCUGAUAUUAUCAAGUCGUGAGAUGCAAUAAUCUAGGUUCAACAUGGCAGUUCUAGGGGUAUAAGAUCCGAUAAAUAUCAGAAAUUGGAUUUGUAAGUUUUGUUAUAAUAUCGGCUAAAUAUCUGAUACUAGAAACCUUUGAAAAAAUAUCUGAUAUAUAUCCGAUUUUAGAUGAGUGAUAAAUAUCUAUAUAAGUGCCAGAAAAGGUCGAUAUCGCGCCUUUAUGCUGAACCCCCUCCCCCCCUCUAAUGUUUUAUGUAGCAGUGCUAAACUUCAGGGAAAGACAGCCUGCAUUUAACGGCAUUGAGCUGUGGGGGGAGCGCUGAAGAGAGAUUUUUUAUACAGUACCUGUCCCGGGUAAAAGUUAAGGACACUUGUCACUAAUAUUAUAGUCUUUUCAAUUUUCUUACCUUUCUAUCUUUUACUUGCCUUCUGUCUUUAUGAGUCUGGAAUGUCCUGUUUCUAACUUUUCAAAUAUUUUUAAUUUCCUGUUUUUCUUUGUAGAAACAUCAAAGGAUUUAUGGUACAGACUGGUGAUCCUACAGGUUUG